Messenger RNA from Spea bombifrons (plains spadefoot toad), 1087 nucleotides. RefSeq names its product peroxiredoxin 3 (gene PRDX3). The record is from RefSeq and is a predicted model, not a curated record. The transcript is spliced from 7 exons. Gene Ontology annotation, molecular function: thioredoxin peroxidase activity. Gene Ontology annotation, cellular component: mitochondrion; cytosol. Gene Ontology annotation, biological process: cell redox homeostasis; hydrogen peroxide catabolic process; response to oxidative stress. Bases 111 to 860 code for a protein of 249 amino acids. NCBI's taxonomy places the organism in Eukaryota, Metazoa, Chordata, Amphibia, Anura, Pelobatidae.
CUCCGCCCACAUCCCGCGUGUUCCACUGCCGCCUGUCAGAAAUAAACCAAUAGCCGCGCGUAUCUGAGGCUCCGUCCACUCGCCUCUCGUUAGUGCGUCUCACAGCAAACAUGGCGGCCUCCUGGGGAAGGUUACUGACAGCAUUGGCUUGCCGUGCAGGUUCUGCCGCUGGCCGGGUUCCACGCGCCGUCACGUCUCCGGUCCUCAGGAACGUCUUAUCGCCGGCAAACUGCGCUGCCCAGAAGCUGCAACUGAGCACCAGCUGUCUGCGGCUGCUUCCUGCGGUCACCCAGCACGCCCCAAACUUUAAAGGCACGGCAGUUGUCAACGGAGAGUUUAAAGAGCUGAGCCUGGAUGACUUCAGGGGCAAAUACCUGGUCCUCUUCUUCUAUCCUUUAGACUUCACUUUCGUUUGCCCCACGGAGAUCGUGGCUUUCAGCGACAAGGCCAACGAGUUCCAUGACGUGAACUGCGAGGUCGUGGCGGUGUCUGUGGAUUCUCACUUCUGCCACCUGGCCUGGACGAACACCUCCCGAAAGAACGGGGGAUUGGGCCACAUGAAUAUCCCUCUUCUGUCGGAUUUAACCAAACAGAUUUCUCGUGACUACGGUGUUCUGCUGGAGACCCCGGGCAUCGCUCUGAGGGGCCUUUUCAUCAUCGACCCCAAUGGAAUAGUAAAGCACAUGAGUGUAAACGACCUUCCGGUUGGGAGGAGUGUGGAGGAAACGCUGCGCCUGGUUAAGGCUUUCCAGUAUGUGGAAACUCAUGGGGAGGUCUGCCCAGCCAACUGGACCCCCGACUCCCCCACGAUUAAGCCGAGUCCCGAGGGCUCCAAGGACUAUUUUGAGAAAGUGAAUUAACGGCUGCGGCGUCCGUCCAUUCAUUCGCAUUCACAUUUCAGCAGAGUAUAUUUCUCGGGUCUGUCCUCGGAUCCGCACCGCGCUGUCUGCUUAAACAUACAAAAUGCAAUUAAAAUGAAGCCGUCCCGUGUCCGAACGUAAAGUCUGACCUGCGGGGGGCGCUGUCGCUCUGUAGGCUGAUGGCAUCAGAUUCUCCUUCCUCAAUAAAAUCUGUAGUAGCCCUUAAA